Molecule: messenger RNA, 2183 nt
Organism: Solanum tuberosum (potato)
Lineage: Eukaryota; Viridiplantae; Streptophyta; Magnoliopsida; Solanales; Solanaceae
Exons: 3
Coding region: 1-1632 (543 amino acids)
Biological process (GO): DNA transposition
Molecular function (GO): transposase activity; DNA binding
Source: RefSeq, a predicted model, not a curated record
AUGUCCAAAUUUGGAUUUAAGGAAGUUCAACAAUUGUUGGUCACUGGUCCAUCUGGUACUUAUUAUGUAAUUGAAGAUAAUGAUGGAAUUAAGAAUCUUCAAUACUUAUUUUCAAAAGAUUUCAAGGUAAUAAAUUUUUAUGCUAUAGAUGCUCAUGAAUUGAGAGUUUCUGCCACAAAUAUCAUAUAUCAUACUGAAUCAUAUUUUGUGGAUGUUGAAGCUGCUACUGAUUGUGAUUAUAGUGAUGUGGAGGAUGAAACUCCUUAUGAAAUGGGCAACAACUGUGAAAUUGUUGAAUAUAAUGAUGAAGUGCUUCAACGUUAUGAACAUGAAAAAGAGAGAGUUGUGAGUGAUGGACUUGAAAAGUUUAAGGAAUUAGAAAUGGGUAUGACCUUUAAGACUAUUCAAGAAGCUAGGCAGGUUGUUAGCUUUUAUGCUAUGGCUAACAAAAAGAAGUUGAAAACAAAAAAAAGUGAUACAAAAAGAAUUAGGUAUGAGUGUUAUGAUGGUUGUCCCUUUACUCUUCUCAUAUCUAAGGAUGGAAAAUCAGCAACAUUUAAGGUUAAAACAUUGAAGCCUAAGCAUACUUGUGGUGAUUCUUUUGUUAAUCCAUUGGCAACUUAUCAUACCUUGGCGGUUUAUUUUAAGGAUGAAGUUCAAAACAAUCCAAAAUACCCUAUCAAAGACAUGAGAGGAAUUCUUGAAAAAAAAUUCAAGUUGAAUGUCUCAAGAUCCAAACUAAAAAGAGCCAAAACAAUGGCUCUUGAUAAGUUGGAAGGCAGUUUCAAAGAUGACUACAAUAGGCUUGAAGCUUAUGGUCAAGAACUUAGACAAUCAAAUCCAGGAACUGAUGUGGUAAUUAAUAUCUCUAAAGAUGCACUUGAACAAGGCAUAAGAAGGUUUUUGAGAAUGUACAUUUGCUUCAAGGCUUUGAAGGAUGGAUGGAAAAGUUUGAGACCUAUAAUUGGUUUAGAUGGAACAUUUCUCAAAGGAAAAUGUAAGGGGCAACUAUUAGUAGCUGUUGGGCAAGACUCAAUGAAUCAUUUUUACCCAAUAGCUUGGGCGGUGGUGGAAAAGGAAAACACAGGAACAUGGACAUGGUUUAUUCAGUUGUUGAGGAUUUCGUUGGAGCUGAAAAAUGGUGAAAUUGUGACAUUUAUGUCUGAUAUGCAAAAGGGCCUGCUGGAUGCUGUAGCUAAUGUUGUUCCAGAAGCACACCAUAGGUUCUGUGUGAGGCAUAUAGAAUCUAACUGGUGCAAGAAAUGGCGGAGUGGUGAAGAGAAAAAAUUGAUGUGGUGGUGUGCAUGGAGUACCUAUGAAGAAGAAUUCAAAGACACUUUGAAGGUGUUAGGAAAGGUGGAUGAAGAUUCAGCUAGUGAUCUUCUUCAUUUUCCUGUAAUUAAAUGGUGUAGGGCAUAUUUUGAUACUCAAUGUAAGAAUCUAAUGGUAGACAAUAACUUCACCGAGUCUUUUAACAGUUGGAUACUUGAAGCUAGACAAAAACCAAUUAUUAAAAUGCUGGAGGAAAUUAGAGUCAAGGUGAUGAAUAUGUUGGUGAAAAAUGAAAAAAUGGGCAGAAAAUGGCAAAAUGAUAUCAGUCCAACGGCUAUGAAAUUGUACAAUGACUAUUGAUUAAUGGCUACCAAUUGUACAGUUGAGUUCAAUGGAGAUUAUGGUUAUGAAGUGAAAGAUGGAGGCACGGACACACAUACAGUGAAUUUGGAGUUGAAGAAAUGCACUUGUAGAUUAUGGGACUUGGGUGGAAUACCAUGUCACCAUGCCAUCAAGGCACUUUUGCAUAAAAAAACUGAACCAUUGGAAGAGGUUCAUUACUGGUACAGAAAAGAGGCUUAUUUGUUAACAUACAAGCAUAAGUUGCAACCAGUUAGGGGUUCUCAAUUCUGGAAAAUCGACCCUGCUCAAGCAAUGGAACCUCCGGAAAUGGUAAAACUUGUUGGCAGACCCAAGAUGAAAAGAAAUAGAGAAACUGAUGAGGCAAGUUUGAGAAAGGGGGCAUGGAAGCAGUCAAGAAAAGGAACUCUAAUGAGAUGCAACAAGUGUGGUGAUUUUAAUCACAAUGCUAAGGGAUGUUAUAAGGACCAUGAAGACAGUGAAAGUUCACAUGAAAGAAAUAAGAAAGCAAACAGUCAAAAGUCGAGGAGUCGAGCAGGAAAAAACUCUAC